AUGUCAGAUACUUGGGCAGCUGCAGACGCAGUGGCUUGCGAUUUGCUCCGGCAGCUGACGCCUGAUGAGAUUGCUGGCUUGAUCGGCGGGCGAGGCUUCUGGAGCAAUGGUGGCGUACCACGAUUGAAGCUGCCAGCUCUGCAGAUGACCGACGGCCCAAGUGGUGCUCGCGGUCCACUACCUGGGCUCGCUUCGGCCUGCGUUCCGUGUGGUGCUGCCUUGGGCGCCACCUGGGACCCCGAAUUGUGUCGGAAGAUUGGCGCUGUCCUUGGACAGGAGACUAAGGUGAAAGGUGCUCACGUCCUUUUGGGCCCAACGGUCAACCUUCAACGUCACCCGCUGGGAGGACGGAACUUCGAAUGCUUCUCAGAAGAUCCACAGUUGAGUGCAGCGUUGGCUGUGGCGUACAUCGAGGGUGUUCAGGAGCAGGGCGUGGCAUGCUGCGUGAAGCACUUGGUUGCCAACGACCAGGAGCAUCGGCGCAGCCACAUCAGCGCAGAGGUAUCAGAGAAGGCACUGCGAGAAGUCUAUUUGGUCCCUUUCGAGGCCGCUGUCCAAGCCGGCUGCAUGGCUGUGAUGACGGGGUACAACCGGGUGAAUGGAAUUUUCUGCUCCGAAAACCGCUUCCUCUUGCAGGAGAUCUUAAGGAAAGAGUGGGGUUUCAGAGGCUGCGUGAUGAGUGAUUGGACAGGAACUCACAGUGUCUGGGGAUCUCUGGAGGCAGGCUUGGAUCUGGAAAUGCCGGAGGCACCUGGCAUGUUCUACAAGGAUCGCUUGAGCCGCCUUUUCCAUGGAGAUCCCGACGGGCGCGCAGAGAUGACGAAGCCCCGAGCGCUGGCUGUGCUCAGAGUGAUGGCACGGCUAGGUCUCCAGCCGGGCAUGCACACUCCCGCCCCAGCGGUCUCGCCUAAUUCACCGGAGCUGCGCGAGCUGCUGGCGAUUGCCGCCGCCGAAUCGGUUGUGCUUCUGAAGAACGGAUCAGGCCCACCAUCAGGUGGGCCGUUGCCGCUGAGCCGUGGACCUGUGGCCGUACUCGGGCCCAGUGGCCGUCGCUUGACAACGCAGGGAGGUGGAAGUGCAGCAGUCGAGGAGAACCUUGGUUCCGUUAAUUUAGUGGAAGCACUGCGACGGCGGCUCGGAGAACAUGCUGUUCAGUAUGGCCGGGGAACGGAUGCGGCGACCCGGCUGCUUCCGCCUCCUGAUCCUGCCGAGCUUCGUGCAGUGCAGGGUGAGGGUUUGCUGAAGGCCGAGUUCGUGGAGACGAGCUCCUGGCAACAGCUUCCAGAUGAUCGGCCUGCUGCCAUCUCAGCGGCCAUCCGUGCCUUGAACUUUGGCUUCUUCACGGGGAUUUUUUACAAUCAGGACCCCCCAUCCCGAAAGUUCCGGCCUCGAGGGCCCUGGGCCGUUCGCUACCGCGGUCAACUCACCUCUCGGCACACGGGCAGACAUCAACUUAGCCUUGCCGGCACUGGCCGAUUCCGUUUGUUUGUGCGCGGCCAAUGCCUCAUCGAUGCAGUGGGAGACGGCGAGAGCCUGGAGAUGGGGGGUUUUCUCGGGGAUUUGGGAACGGAGCACCGCACGGAGCUGGAGCUUUCGGGUGGUGAGGGCGUGGAAGUCUGCGUCCUGUGGGCUCCCGGACCCAUCCGGCCUUCGCGGCUCCACCUCGGUUUUCGGCAAAAGCCAUGGGCCUCCGAAGCGGAGUUGCAGGCCGAAGCGGUGAAGCUGGCGCGCGCAGCGGAAACCGCGGUGGUGGUUUUGGGGUCUCCAGGCCAGGACUCCGAAGGCCGCGACCAGAGCUUCGAAGUCUGUGGCCUGGAGCUCGUGCGAGCCGUGGCCGCGGUACAGCCCCGGACGGUCGUGUGCCUGAAUGUGGGAUCAGCCAAGCAGCUGCCGCCAGAGCUUCUGAAGCUGGCGGGGGCGGUGCUGGUCUGCUGGCUCGGUGGCCAAGAGGCCGCAGAGGGCCUGGCCAGGGUCUUAUGCGGUGAGGGCUGGGGACCUUCGGGUCGGCUGCCCGCGACCUGGCCCUACAAGCUGGAGGACACCGUGAUCGGCAAGGGCUUGCAGCGAUACCCCGGUGUUGGAACUCAGGUCUUCUAUUCCGAGGGUGUCCUGCUGGGACACCGCUGGUUCCAGAGCCAAGGCAUUUCACCUCAGUUCUGCUUCGGCCAUGGCCUCGCCUACACCAGCUUCGAGUACUCAGAUGCAGAACUCAGAGAACUGCGAGGACCCGGCGGAGGACCCGGCGGCGGAGCAGCGCUCCGCACCUUCGAGCCGGAGGCCGAGCUGGAGCUGGUGGCCCGGAUCCGGAACUCCGGGGCCCGCGCGGGCAAAGAGGUCCUCCAGGUCUUUGCGGAGCGUUUUGACGGAUCCGGUGACGGAGCCCGCGGAGCCCGCGGAGCCCGGCCCUGGCGGCUCCUGCUUGGCUUUACAAAGGUGGCAUUGCAUCCCGGUGAGGCACAAGUGGCAGCCGUCAAGUUCCUGGCUCGGGAAGCCACGCGACAUUGGUGCGAGAUAAAGCGCACUUGGGUGGUGGAGCCCUGCUGCGAUGUGCUGAUUGCAUCGUCCGGGGAGGAGCAGUGGACCAUUACUGUCUAUGGGUCCAUUACGUUACUGUUGUUGUUCAUUCCUUUCCGAUCGCUGGAGCUUGAUGCAAAGGUCGGAGCUCCGGCGGCUUUUGCUUCCGGCUUCAACGGGCUUGGGCCCCCGGCCACUGCGGAAGAGCCGCCCAAAGCAAAGGAAUCCAAGGAAGUUACCCUCAAGAUCGGAGACAGCUUCGUUGCCAGGUUCCCCAGUGGAAUUCCAAGUGACGAUUUCUACAUAGGUGGUGGUGGAGACAUGAUGGGUGGGACUCAGUCUCUGAACAGCCCGAAGGUGACCUACAUCAAACCUGGAGGAAUCGCUUAUGGGCAGGGAGUGCGCGUUGGCGACGAGGUCACCGGCGCGCAGAAAGCCGACGUGAAUGUGCUGUUUUCGGAAGGACAGCUCCGGAGGAUGGAGAAUGUGGACAAAGUGUUGAAGAAGAUCUCAGCUUCGAGCGAAAUCAAAGGUGCCGAGUCCUCGCCCGGUUUGAUCAUCGAGUUCCGUGCGAGGGGAACCGUCCAGCCGGGCGAGCCCGCCCCCGACUUCAAGUUGCCAGCCAGCACCGGGGGUGAGCUCUCCCUGAAAGAGCUCCUCGAGGGCAACGAGUAUCUGGUGAUGUUUUUCCGUCCCUCCAGUCGCUUCAGAGGUGGAGGCCUGGACGAGGUCAAGUACUUCAACCGAGCGCAGAAGGCUCUGGCAGAAAGAGGAGCGACCGUCGUCGGAAUACAGCGGGAGCCGCUCAAGGCGCUCCAAACGCAGUCUAAGGGCCUCGACCUUAACUUCCCGUUGCUGUGCGACGUGAAGGGGGAGGUUGCGAAACUCUACGGAGCCUAUAUCGAGCUGGAAGAGCAAGGUCCUAACACAGACCGAAAGACCUUCAUUAUAGGCAAGGACGGCUUCGUCAAGACCGCCUUCGUCGCUGUCGGGUACGAUGCCGACAAAUUUGCGCUCCAAAACCACGUGGCAGAUGUCGUACGGGUUCUGGGUGGCGAUCCCAAGAAGGCGAAGGAAGACAUCCAACCAAAGUCUAAGACUGUGGGAGACAUGCUGGACAUCGCAUUCGGCGUGAAGAAGCCCAAGCUGUGA
This is a messenger RNA of Symbiodinium sp. CCMP2592, 3666 nucleotides long. The record is from the annotation of a GenBank genome assembly. NCBI's taxonomy places the organism in Eukaryota, Dinophyceae, Suessiales, Symbiodiniaceae.